Messenger RNA from Caenorhabditis angaria, 583 nucleotides. NCBI's taxonomy places the organism in Eukaryota, Metazoa, Nematoda, Chromadorea, Rhabditida, Rhabditidae. The record is from the annotation of a GenBank genome assembly.
AUGCCACACUUUUUUAAACCACUUCAAGCUCUGACUGCAAUUGUUUUGGCAAUUUGUGUUGGUUCAACUGGAAUGGGCGAUAAUGGAAUUUUAUGGUUCACAAUUAUAGUUUCAUUGUUUGUAAGUUCUUCUUACUGUACUUUUUCUUUAAACUUUCCAUAUUGAAUAUUUCAGAUUUCUGCCACUGCUACAAUUAUUUUUGCUUUAAAAAAACAAGAUGAAAUUCUAGACAGUUUAACAAAUGGAAGUGUUAGUUGGAAUAUUGUCGAACUUGUAUACUCAUUUAUUCUCUCAAUUUUAUCAGUCAUCUGUGUUUGGCUCUCUUUUUCAUUUGCAAAUCGCACACUUUUUGGAACUUCUGCUGGAUAUAUUGCGGCUGGCGUAAGUAUUUUUUUCUAAAUGUUAUCUUUAAAAAACUUCAACAUCAUUUUUUUAGUUGUUUUUCAUUCUUCAAACAAUAUUAUAUGCAAUUCCUUCUACAGUAAUUUAUCGAGAAGUUCAAGCAUCAGCAGAUUUGGAUCGUCAGUCAAUUUUUGUUGAACCAGCCUAUGAUGCAUCUCGGCCAACUUAUCAAGAUUUGUAA